This is a messenger RNA of Anopheles stephensi (Asian malaria mosquito), 4894 nucleotides long. RefSeq names its product muscarinic acetylcholine receptor DM1 (gene mAChR-A). The transcript has 6 exons. The record is from RefSeq and is a predicted model, not a curated record. Gene Ontology annotation, molecular function: G protein-coupled serotonin receptor activity; G protein-coupled acetylcholine receptor activity. Gene Ontology annotation, cellular component: plasma membrane; dendrite; synapse. Gene Ontology annotation, biological process: chemical synaptic transmission; adenylate cyclase-inhibiting G protein-coupled acetylcholine receptor signaling pathway; G protein-coupled receptor signaling pathway, coupled to cyclic nucleotide second messenger. Bases 1428 to 3476 code for a protein of 682 amino acids. Lineage: Eukaryota; Metazoa; Arthropoda; Insecta; Diptera; Culicidae.
AAAGCACAACAGUUUGCAACACGGGCCAAGCUGUCAGUCCCGGACGAGACUUGUAACGGUGAACUCCCGCUGAGUGUGCAAUUCGGCCAUCGGGUCGGUGUAUGUAUUUUCCUUUCUUUUUGCCUCCCUUACCCAGGAUGCGCUGGUGACUCUGGUGCGCCUGGUGCCAGGAUACGGUGGAGCAUCGCCAGCAGGUUCGCCGAAUUUGAAACGGCGAAUUCCAAUCUACCAAUCCCACGCACCGUCUGGAUACAGUGUUGGCCGGGUUUCGGUGAAGCUCUCGGCUAUGUUUGCGUUGGUUGGAAUGGGCAAAAACGGCCGUCUGAUACGGGCGUGUAAAGCGGAAAAUCUCACGUUGUCGUAGGAAAUGAAAACUGAACUGACAAAACGCGAAUUAGCGAGCGAAAUGAAAAUUCUACAACGCGACCAACAUUGACACUAAUGCAAGCGUGCGCGCGCGCUCAAAAAUGCAAACAUAAAACAAAAUUCAUUUCGAGACCGAACGUCCGCACCUAGCGGUGGAGAGUGGUUUGCUUUCCUUCCCCGGGAAAAGCUUUAUCGGUUGAAGUGUGUGCGCGUGUGUGUGCAAAUCGUGGUGCUGGGAAGGAAACGAAUUCCAAUUGCGACUGUGUGCCACCGGGUAACUGCUACCGAACGUAACCGGCCAUAUAUUUCAAACGAUGGAAAUGUUUUUCCGGAAAAUGAUAAACACCUUCGCGGAAGGCGAACGCGCGUGAAGUUAUUCACUUUGGCAGCAAUUAACCGCGGUUACAGAUGUGCUCGGCACGGUGUUAGAAGGCACAGGAAAAGUGUGUACCCCAGUGUGUGUGGGUGUGUGUGGGGGUGCAUCUGCAUGAGGGUGUGAGCGUGUUCGUGAGUGGAAGAGGCGUGUGAUGGGAUUAAAAUAAAAGUUUAAUAAUGUGUCCGCUGAAGGGAAUGUCGCCGCCAACAAAGAUUGCUGCAAUAAUGGGUAACGGUGUGAAGCUGGUCACGAUCUGCGAUCCUUGCUAGGGGGAGGGAUGCUUGUUGAUACGUGGCUGAGUGAGCGUGUGUGUGUGAGUGUUUGUGAGUUGGCGGUUCGGAUCGUUGCGCUGUCGGUCACUAUUGCGACGUGCGUGAGCGGUUGAAGGCAGCCUGCGACUAGAGUAAAGGCUACAACCCGUUCGAGUGAGCGGGCGGCAUGAUGGAUAGAAUGCUUACGCGAUGGAAUCACAUCGGAGAGCCUUUGAAGCCGUUGUUUAUACGAUAAGGCCAACGGUAUCGCAGCGGGCGCCUUCGAACGAUUCCAAGGGAACGGGUGUCACUGGCCGUUCCACGGGCACCAUAGAACUCCUGACGGUGGGACAGAAACGCGGGAGCAGCAGCAGCAGCAGAGGUAAGAUAGUAAAAAUAGCUCGCACAGAGGUACGCUCAUCAACGACAGCAGGAUGGGUGGCUUUCCGUUCGAGCGAACGACGGUUGACAGCUUUCUGUCACGCUACACGACGGAGACAUCGAUACCGACCGCAACGACGACGGUCAUGGCCGUGGAGGAGCUGUUGUUCUUCAACGUUACACCGUCGGCCGACUCGCUGCCUACCGCCAACGGUACGCUGGACGUCCUGGUGGAGGAGUCGGAGCCGACCUACUCGCUAGCGCAGAUCAUCAUCCUCGGCAUCAUCGCGACCGUGCUGAGCAUCCUCACCGUGGCCGGCAACGUCAUGGUGAUGAUCUCGUUCAAAAUCGACAAACAGCUGCAAACGAUCAGCAACUACUUUCUGUUUUCGCUCGCGAUUGCCGAUUUCGCGAUCGGGCUCAUCUCGAUGCCACUGUUUUCGGUAACCACGCUGCUAGGCUACUGGCCGCUCGGACCGCACAUCUGCGACACCUGGCUGGCACUGGACUAUCUCGCAUCGAACGCGUCCGUGCUGAACCUGCUGAUCAUUAGCUUCGAUCGGUACUUUAGCGUAACGCGCCCCCUGACGUACCGAGCGAAACGUACCACUACCCGGGCGGCCAUCAUGAUUGGGGCGGCCUGGGGCAUUAGCUUGCUGCUGUGGCCACCCUGGAUCUACAGCUGGCCGUACAUCGAGGGCAAACGGACGGUACCGGAGAAGGAGUGCUACAUACAGUUCAUCGAGACCAAUCACUACAUUACCUUCGGUACGGCGAUUGCCGCGUUCUACGUGCCCGUCACCGUGAUGUGCUUCCUCUACUACAGGAUAUGGCGUGAGACGAAGAAGCGGCAGAAGGAGCUGAAAAAUCUGACCGGUGAUCGGAAAAAGGAUUCUUCCAAGCGGUCCAACUCAAGCGAUGAAAACACAGCCGUCAACCAUUCGGGAGGUCACGUGCUGCCGGCCAGUGUUGCCGACCCGGACGGUUGGCGAAGACCGCGCAGCGAGUCUUCGGCGGACGCGGAAAGCGUCUACAUGACCAACGCCGUCCUGCCGGACGGUGCCUACGGACAUGGCAUGCUCUCCCGACGUUCAAGCAUCACUAUGAACGGAGUCCCGAAAAAGCCGACCACCUUCUUCGGCGGCAUCAAGGAGUGGUGCAUCGCGUGGUGGCAUUCCGGGCGCGAGGACUCCGACGACUACGGGUAUGACGUCGAGGAACCGUCGGACUUAGGGUAUGCAACACCUGUAUCCAUAGAAACUCCCCUACCAAGCUCAGUCACCAGAUGCACCUCACUGAAUGUGAUUCGCGAUCCGUACGUGGCCGGCAGUGGUGGUCGCAGUAACGUUGUCAGCAUGAUCCCGGACAUUUCGCCCACACCGAUCCGGCCAGCGCUGCCCCCGUUGGCCCACCUGCAAGAUAUGCACGGUGCCCGGGACUCGCGCUCCCUGCCGAACAGCAACCGGCUGGGUUCGCGCUCCGUCAGCCAGGAUUCGGUGUACACCAUCCUUAUCCGGCUGCCGCCCGAGGGUGGUUCGGGCGAUGAGCGGGCUCCCUCGAUCAAAAUGAUACAGGACGAUGUGCCGAUGUCGAUGACGGUGCCGCCGAGACGGCCGCUACCGUCGCGCGACUCGGACUACAUCAUACCGGUCGCGACCCGGCGCCAGUCGACCGCCACCACCGACUUCCGGUUGCCGCUGUCGGCGAAAAUCAUCUCGAAACCGCUGUCCAAGCAGCAGCAGCAACUGCACCAAGCCAACCUCGCGCAAACGGCACGCCAGGUGAAGAAGAAGAAAAAGUCGCAGGAAAAGCGGCAGGAAACGAAGGCCGCCAAAACGCUGUCCGCGAUCCUGCUCAGCUUCAUCAUCACCUGGACGCCGUACAACAUUCUGGUGCUGCUGAAGCCGCUCACCGCCUGCGCCAAAUGCAUUCCGCAGGAGCUGUGGGACUUUUUCUACGCCCUCUGCUACAUCAACUCGACCAUCAACCCGGUCUGCUAUGCGCUGUGCAAUGCGUCGUUCCGGCGGACCUACGUGCGGAUCCUGACCUGCAAGUGGCACACGCGCAACCGGGAAGCAAUGACACGCGGUGUGUACAACUAAGGUUGAAUCGUGGAUGGGAGAUUUGGAGUGUUUGUUGGUUAAGUGUCCUGGGAUAACACUGGCAUUGGUUAGUCCGGCAUCGAAUAGAACGAAGAACUUUUGAGGUCCAAGCAGCUUAAGUUAUACGGUUGUAGAAGAACAUUUUCUCCUGAGUUGGCUAACACUGCCAUUAGCUUUUGUCCCACUUUUAAGCUCAAACCAGCGCUGCUCCAUUGUUAAGGCAAUUAAACUUUCUCUGCCUCGGAAUAUUUUUUCCUAUCCCGAAAAAUCUAACUUUAAUCCGUUUCGAAAUUCGCCCACAUCAAACUCACGUCCCGACGAAGAAGAAAGAAAGGACGCACGUUUCUGCAACUCCUUCUCCGAACAACAACGACAAAAAGCGUUCCACCCAAAACCGGAUAUCAAUCGACUUCCGAUGCAUCCGUUUUCGUGACGGGACAAGUCUCGCCGUAUCUCUUUGGCCCGUUCCCGGGAAUCCGGCUAGGGUUGGCUCGGGGUGUGUAGAUUUCUAAUAAGCGAGGCUACUCGACGCGAAACGGAAGUCAAACCGUUUGCUUUCACCGUGUCCCCUAGGUGUCAGCCCUGCAUCCCUGUUCUUUGUUUGAGCCAAAGGCUCCAAUUUAAUUCUCACUCGCCUGGACCGGACUCGGAUUCUAGCGAUUGUCUUUCCACCGGCAUGUGCCACACGGGGCGGGCAGAAGGAUUCUUUUCGAGGCUCUGUUUUGCACUUUGCGUGUCGUUCCGGUGGCUGGCGCUGGUGUUUGUGUGGCUGUUGCGUGUUUAAUUAAGAUUAAUGAGUGUAUUUGCUUUGCCGGCUGCUAUAGACAUAGACGCUUUCGCGCUAUGCCUCACUUACGAUCCGACACAGGAUGGUGCAAAAUGCUCAACCUAUCGUCAUUUGUUCGUGUGCGUGUGCGUGUGUCUGUACACAUACACAGAGAGAUACACAAAGACUUGCCGUGCUGUACUGCACGCAUAAGGCGAGAUUUUCGGGAAGGUUUCGCCAAUGUUAAUUACAUUAAAUCCCAACGUACAUCUUCGUGGACACGGACAAACAAAACCCAGCAGACAAAGUUUCCCUGCCACCGGCACACGGUUGGGGACAGCCAGAAGACUAAUUUCUUUUUCUUACGAUGUUGGGGCGCUGUGCUGUUGGAUUAUUAUUAAACGGAGGGCUGUAGGAAAACGUUAGGCUAAUUGCAAACCAUCCCAGGACUGUGAAACUGUUUAGUUGUGGCGCUGACGGAAUUAACUUAUUCGAAUGUACCGUUGUGCAGAUUUAGCGCAGGUUACCCACGGAUGGAUUAUGAUAUCGACCAUCAACCACCAUUCCGCAAUCACCGAUAAGGGGCGAUUGUAUGUUUUACGGCCUAAAUAAAAUUAGUACACCCAGUAUCGGUACAGUUUCGUGAGCAUGG